Messenger RNA from Prionailurus viverrinus (fishing cat), 2002 nucleotides. RefSeq names its product nipsnap homolog 2 (gene NIPSNAP2). The transcript has 10 exons. The coding region runs from base 77 to 937 and encodes 286 amino acids. Lineage: Eukaryota; Metazoa; Chordata; Mammalia; Carnivora; Felidae. The record is from RefSeq and is a predicted model, not a curated record. Gene Ontology annotation, cellular component: mitochondrion.
GGAGGGGUCGCGGCGGCGGCGGCGGCGGCGGCGUCAGCGGCGGCCCGGGCGGUGGGAGCCCAGGCGCCAGAGCAAGAUGGCGGCGCGAGUACUGCACGCCCGCGGAGCGGCUUGGGUCGGCGGUCUCCUGCGGCGGGCCCCCCCCUGCAGCCUCCUGCCAGUGCUCCGGAGAUUUACGUCCUCCAAUAGUAGACCUCGAGAAGACAGCUGGUUAAAAUCCUUAUUUGUCCGGAAAGUUGAUCCAAGAAAAGAUGCUCACUCUAAUCUCCUAGCCAAAAAGGAAACAAGCAGUCUAUACAAAUUACAGUUUCACAAUGUUAAACCGGAAUGCCUAGAAGCAUACAACAAAAUUUGUCAAGAGGUGUUGCCAAAGAUUCACGAAGAUAAGCAUUACCCUUGUACUUUGGUGGGGACUUGGAACACGUGGUAUGGCGAGCAAGAUCAAGCUGUCCACCUCUGGAGGUACGAAGGAGGCUAUCCAGCCCUCACAGAGGUCAUGAGUAAACUCAGAGAAAAUCAGGCAUUUGUGGAAUUCCGCAAGGCAAGAAGCAACAUGCUUCUCUCUAGGAAGAAUCAGCUGCUGUUGGAGUUCAGUUUCUGGAAUGAGCCUGUCCCACGGUCAGGACCGAAUAUAUAUGAACUCCGAUCUUACCAGCUCCGACCAGGAACUAUGAUUGAAUGGGGCAAUUACUGGGCUCGUGCAAUUCGCUUCAGACAGGAUGGUAAUGAAGCAGUUGGAGGAUUCUUCUCUCAGAUUGGGCAGCUAUAUAUGGUGCAUCAUCUUUGGGCUUACAAGGAUCUUCAGACCAGGGAAGAUAUACGGAAUGCAGCAUGGCAUAAACAUGGCUGGGAAGAAUUGGUGUAUUAUACAGUCCCACUUAUUCAGGAAAUGGAAUCCAGAAUCAUGAUCCCACUGAAGACCUCACCCCUCCAGUAAAGCUGCAGAUUUUAGAUGUGCCUACAUAAAUUUAUGUGGCAAGUAUUUGUCAUAAACUAAUUUUAAUUGUAUAUCAAGUGAAAAAGAAACACUGAAGUGUAAACUGCUGUAUAUAGCUUAUGAGAGACCUCUUUUCUUUAAAAUUUACAUAAUCACAAGAAAGGAAACUAUUAUAGUUUGAUUGUAACAGUCCUCAAAUAUACCUUAUACCAACCACCAGCCACCCCUCCCCACCCUCUGGGAAAAGAGGGCCCAAAUUAAAAUUUGAAUCCUCUCCAAAUAGGAAUCUAACCAUGAAAAAAAAAGUUAGCAAUUUCUUUAUAAAAAGCAAAUCUGUUUUAUAAUUACAGAUUUUUAGGCAAAUUUCUUGUAUCAGGAAGAAAUAUAAAUUUUGUCAUGUUACUCUAGCAGUUAUUUCUGAGUCUCAGACCAGGAACAAAUUCUGAGUGUACCCGAUACCUGAAAGUGUUUUAUUCUCUCUCCUGUUUAAUUGGUCAGCAUAGUAAAUGACAUGUCAUUACUAAGCUGGUAGUGGUUGCUAAGGUACAUUUAAUCAGUAACUCAGUCUUUACCUAGUAUAUUGUGAUGGCUCUAUAUGAGGGGAAAUAAUGUGUCAUACGUGAUUCUGAAAUGAACGCCUUGAAUAGCACUAAUUUUUAUUUGUAUAUUUUUCUAUAACAAAUUGAGUAGCAUUAAGAAAAGAGGUUUUAUUUUGUAAACAAUCAUUUGUGACCUCAGACAUUCUGUAGUUAAUAUUUUAGUAAGCUCACAGCAGAUACUUCCAAGAUUAUGUAUGAGGGGUGGUGCAUGUUGAGAUUUAAAUUGGAAUAAAGCUGCCUACUUUGUCUAGCUCUGAUUUAGUUUUUUAAUACAGUGUGCCAAUUUUGUGACUGUAAUCAUGUGCAAGUCCUGUUGAAGUGAAAAAUUAGGUCUGACCCCCAAAUUAAAGAAUUUAUGUGUAAAAUAAAGUGUGAAUAAUUCUCAUAUCAAAUGUCAAACUUUUACAUGUGAAUGGUUUUCUCCAAGAACAUAUAAAAGUCAAUAAAACAUCUUGAUUUUCACAUA